This is a messenger RNA of Prionailurus viverrinus (fishing cat), 4386 nucleotides long. RefSeq names its product pleckstrin homology domain containing A7 (gene PLEKHA7). Gene Ontology annotation, molecular function: protein binding. The record is from RefSeq and is a predicted model, not a curated record. Gene Ontology annotation, biological process: zonula adherens maintenance; epithelial cell-cell adhesion; pore complex assembly. The transcript has 27 exons. NCBI's taxonomy places the organism in Eukaryota, Metazoa, Chordata, Mammalia, Carnivora, Felidae. The coding region runs from base 252 to 4088 and encodes 1278 amino acids. Gene Ontology annotation, cellular component: zonula adherens; pore complex.
GCCGCGCUCGGACGCGCCGUCCUGGCGGCGCGGCGGCACUCCGGGCGCGCUCUGGACCGCCGGGGUCCGCCGUCUGGCGCUGCGCCACGUGCUUUGAUCCGCGCUGAUGUCAAGUGGGUGUGGGCUCUUAGGGAAGGCCCAGGCGAGGACGAGGAGGGCGCGCGAUGCGCCGCGGGCGCGCUGAGGCCACAGCGCGCUCCGCCGCCCAGCGCUGCUGACCGGUGGCCGGCCUGGGCUCAAGGAGCGGGCGCAUGGAGCGGCGGCGCUGCCCUGCCGGGGACGCAUGCCCCGCCGCCCUGGGGGGCUGGUGGGGACCGCCGCGGGGGGCCUGCAGCCAUAACCAACAGACCACAGCAUUCAGGCACCCUGUGAGUGGGCAGUUUUCUCCAGAAAAUAGCGAAUUUAUUCUUCAAGAAGAGCCACAUCCACAUAUGUCGAAGCAAGAGAGAAACCAAAGACCGUCCAGCAUGGUCAGUGAAACAUCCACAGCUGGAACCACGUCGACCGUGGAAGCCAAACCUGGCCCCAAGAUCAUGAAGUCCAGCAAUAAAGUCCACAGCUUUGGGAAGAGGGACCAGGCCAUCCGGAGGAACCCCAAUGUUCCAGUGGUGGUGAGGGGGUGGCUGCACAAGCAGGACAGUUCUGGGAUGAGGCUGUGGAAAAGGAGGUGGUUUGUGCUUGCCGAUUAUUGCUUGUUUUACUAUAAAGACAGCCGAGAAGAAGCUGUCCUUGGGAGCAUCCCUCUGCCCAGCUAUGUGAUCUCGCCUGUGGCCCCUGAGGACCGUAUAAGUCGCAAGUAUUCCUUUAAGGCUGUGCACACGGGGAUGCGAGCACUCAUCUAUAAUAGCUCCACAGGGGGUUCUCAGGCCGAGCAGUCAGGCAUGAGGACCUACUACUUCAGUGCCGACACCCAGGAGGACAUGAACGCUUGGGUCCGGGCCAUGAACCAGGCCGCACAGGUGCUGUCUCGAUCAUCACUAAAGAGGGACAUGGAGAAGGUGGAGCGGCAGGCGGUCCCCCAGGCCAAUCACACAGAGUCCUGUCGAGAGUGUGGCCGUGUGGGACCUGGACAUGCAAGGGAUUGUCCUCACCGCAGCCAUGAGGAUUCCUUUGGCUUCGAGAGGCGGGAGCAAGAGGAAGAACGUUACCGUUCCCAGAGGGACCCACUGGAGGGCAAGCGGGACAGGAGCAAGGCCAGGUCCCCGUACUCACCAACUGAGGAGGAUGCCUUGUUCGUGGAUUUACCUGGUGGCCUGAGAGGCCAGCAAGCACAGCCCCAGCGGGCAGAGAAGAACGGAGUGCUGCCCACCACAUAUGGCCCAGGAGAGCAGAAUGGGACCAGCGGGUAUCAGCGGGCCUUUCCUCCCAGGAACAACCCUGAAAAGCACAGCCAGAGGAAGAGCAGCCUGGCCCAGGUGGAGCACUGGGCAAAAGCCCAGAAGGGGGACGGCAGGAGCCUGCCGCCGGACCAGACCCUUCCCCGCCAGGGCCCCAGCCAGUCCCUGUCCUUCCCAGAAAACUACCAGACCCUUCCUAAGAGUACCCGACACCCCUCAGGGGGCUCCUCGCCCCCUCCCCGCAACCUGCCGAGUGACUACAAGUAUGCGCAGGACCGAGCCAGCCACCUGAAGAUGUCAAGCGAGGAGCGCAGGGCACACCGGGACGGCACCGUGUGGCAGCUCUACGAGUGGCAGCAGCGCCAGCAGUUCCGGCACGGCAGCCCCACAGCGCCCAUCUGUGCUGGCUCGCCAGAGUUCCCCGACCAGGGCCGGAGCAGGAGCAUGCUGGAGGUGCCCCGCUCCAUCUCUGUGCCUCCGUCUCCCUCGGACAUCCCUCCUCCGGGCCCCCCGAGGGCCUUCCCACCCAGGCGGCCACACACGCCGGCAGAGAGGGUCACCGUGAAGCCGCCGGACCAGCGGAGGAGUGUGGACAUCUCGCUGGGGGGUUCUCCCAGCAAGGCCCGGGGCCACACCACCAAGAACUCUUCUCAUGUGGACCGACGCUCCAUGCCCUCCAUGGGCUACAUGACCCACACUGUCAGUGCUCCCAGUUUACAUGGAAAAUCGGCUGACGACACCUACCUCCAGCUGAAGAAAGACCUGGAGUACCUGGACCUAAAGAUAAAAAAUAAUGAACCUUUGAUCAACGUGCUUUACAAAGUGCUGAAGAAGUCAGCACGGGGCUGUCGGCCCAGGAGAAGCAUGACAGGCAGGGAUCUCGUCAAGGAUCGAAGUCUGAAGCCAGUGAAGAUCGCGGAGAGUGACAUUGACGUCAAACUGAGCAUCUUCUGUGAACAAGACAGGAUCCUCCAGGACUUGGAAGACAAGAUCCGAGCCCUCAAGGAGAACAAAGACCAGCUAGAGUCCGUCCUGGAGGUAUUGCACAGACAGAUGGAGCAGUACCGAGACCAGCCCCAGCACCUGGAGAAGAUUGCUUACCAGCAGAGGUUGCUGCAGGAGGACCUUGUCCACAUCCGGGCGGAGAUCUCCAGAGAGUCCACUGAGAUGGAAAAUGCCUGGAAUGAAUACCUGAAGUUAGAGAGUGAUGUGGAGCAGCUGAAGCAGACCCUGCAAGAACAACACAGAAGAGCCUUUUUUUUCCAGGAGAAAUCGCAGAUACAGAAGGAUCUCUGGAGGAUUGAAGACGUCAUUGCAGGCCUGAGUGCAAAUAAAGAGAACUUUAGAAUCCUGGUGGAAUCAGUCAAAAAUCCAGAGAGAAAAACGGUGCCUUUGUUUCCUCAUCCGCCUGUGCCUUCACUCUCAACUUCUGAGAGCAAGCCACCCCCACUGUCCAGCCCUCCCACCAGCCCCGUGCGGACCCCUCUGGAGGUUCGACUCUUCCCCCAGCUGCAAACCUAUGUGCCGUACCGACCUCAUCCACCCCAGCUGAGGAAAGUGACAUCCCCUCUUCAGUCACCAACCAAGACGAAGCCCAAAGUUGAAGACGAGGCACCUCCCAGGCCUCCACUCCCCGAGCUCUACAGUCCAGAGGACCAGCCCCCGGCCGUGCCACCUCUGCCAAAGGAGGCCACCAUCAUCCGGCACACUUCAGUGAGAGGCCUUAAGCGGCAGUCGGAUGAGAGGAAGCGAGACCGGGAGCAGGGGCUGUGUGUGAAUGGGGACUCCAGGGUAGAGCUCCGGUCGUACGUUAGUGAACCCGAGCUGGCGACUUUCAGUGGGGACAUGGCCCAGCCCUCCCUGGGACUUGUGGGCCCUGACAGCAGGUACCAGACCCUGCCGGGCAGAGGCCUCUCAGGGUCCACGUCAAGGCUCCAGCAGUCGUCCACCAUUGCUCCCUACGUCACACUCCGGAGGGGUCUCAAUGCCGAAAGCAGCAAGGUGACCUUCCCUAGACCCAAGAGUGCCUUGGAACGUCUGUACUCAGGGGACCAUCAGCGGGGCAAGAUGAGUGCGGAGGAGCAGCUGGAGCGCAUGAAGCGGCACCAGAAGGCCCUGGUCCGGGAGCGCAAGAGGACGCUGAGCCAAGGAGAGAGGACGGGCCUGCCCUCGUCCCGCUACCUCAGCCAACCUCUCCCCGGAGAUCUCGGCUCAUGGAAGCGUGAGCAGGACUUUGACCUGCAGUUGCUGGAACGGGCCAUGCAAGGGGAAAGAAAGGACAAGGAGGAGAAUGGCUGGUUGAAAGUACAGGCCAUGCCAGUCACUGAGUUGGACCUGGAACCUCAAGACUAUGACUUGGACAUCAGCAGAGAGCUGUCCAAACCAGAGAAGGUCUCCAUCCCCGAGCGUUACGUGGAGCUGGACCCUGAGGAGCCGCCCAGCCUUGAGGAGCUGCAGGCGCGGUAUCGCAAAGCCGAGAAGAUCCGCAACAUCCUUGCUCGCUCCAGCAUGUGCAACCUGCAGCCGACAUCAGGCCAGGACCGGAACAGCGUGGCCGACCUGGACUCACAGCUGCAGGAGCAGGAGCGCAUCAUCAACAUCUCCUACGCUCUGGCCUCCGAGGCCUCCCAGCGCAGCAAGCAGGUGGCAGCGCAGCAGCUGGCCCUCCUCCCGCCUAAAGCCCCCCUGUCCUCCAGGACGGUGCCACCUUACCCCCCCUUAAGCAACGGACUCCACUACACCUUUGUCUAACACCUUCCAACCCAGGCAGUGACUGACCCGUGACCCAACGUGCAAAGGAGAAGUCUGAAGCCAGGGGCCCAGUGGAACCAGUUUCCUCUGAGAAGAUUGAUCUUCCUUCCCCCAAGGAAACCCCUUCCAGCUCAGCAGGGGUUCUGGCUGGAGGAAGGAGCAGCCACAACUUCACUAUAGGGCUGGGUCCUAACCACCACCCCCCACCCGGCCCCCCACCGACUUUAGUUCAGACUCCUUUUUACAUAUGACAAAGGCACUUUUGAUACACACUGUAAAAUACUGAUGCUGUAUUUUA